This is a messenger RNA of Sarcophilus harrisii (Tasmanian devil), 610 nucleotides long. It is a transcript of the gene LGALS7, whose product is annotated as galectin 7. Bases 72 to 488 code for a protein of 138 amino acids. Gene Ontology annotation, molecular function: carbohydrate binding. The record is from RefSeq and is a predicted model, not a curated record. Lineage: Eukaryota; Metazoa; Chordata; Mammalia; Dasyuromorphia; Dasyuridae. The transcript is spliced from 4 exons.
CAUAGUUUAUAAGACUUGUCCCAGCUGGCAUUCACCUCCCACCACCAGAUUACACCUGCGCAGGCUAGACCAUGGCCAACUACACCGUCCCUCACAAGGCCCAGCUCCAAGAAGGGCUCCGGCCUGGCUCCGUGAUCCGAGUUAGGGGAACCCUGCCACCCAACGCAAAUCGCUUCCACUUGAACCUCCUGUGCUCCGAAGCCGCGGGGGCAGACGCCGCCCUCCACUGCAACCCCCGCCUGGACUCGGGGGAGAUGGUGUUUAACUCCUUCCAGAAUGGCACCUGGGGGCGCGAGGAGCGGAGCCCCAGCCUCCCCUUCCAGAAGGGCCAGCCCUUCGACCUGCUCCUCAUAAUCACGGACGACGGCUUCAAGGCCGUGGCCGGCGACAGCGUGUUCCACCACUUCCCGCACCGCAUGCCUCUGGCCCUGGUCCGGCUCCUGGAGGUCGGCGGCGACGUGCAGCUACAGAGCGUGUCCGUCCUCUGAACGUCGGGGCCGUCGGGGGUCGUCGGGGCAUCCAGGGGUUGGGGUUUUUACUUGAAACGCAAGGCUGGGGAGGGAGGGGAGGGCCUCGACACCUAAUAAAGUCUUUGCCCCCUCCCACCCCG